UGCAGCUUCCCCUCCCGUGCUGCCCGCCGCAGCCGCUCGCCGCUGCAGCACCACCGCCGGCUCUCCCGGCCGAGCCCGUCCCCGGGCGCCGGCAGCGAGAGCGGGCAGGACCCCCCACAGCGGGGUCCAGAACAUGAUUCCCCCCUUUUAGCCGCUAAAACAACCUCUGCCUCUCGGGAAGGACAUCCCUCCCCCUCCAUCUCGCCUUGGGGCCGAGCGCCCGGAGCGGGGCAGCCCGGGGGGCCGCUGCUCCCCCCCGGGCCCGGGCGCGGCCGCGCUGAGGGGCCCGCGGAGCUCCCGCCGGCCCCAGGCUGCAUCCAGCCCCGGAGCAUCGCGGAAGGAGGAGGGGGGCGAAAACGGGUUUCACUUCCGCCUGGUUGCAGGAACCACAAGCCCCCAGAAUAUAUUAGAAUAAUAAUAAUAGAAAGGUUCCCCAUCACCAGUCCUUGUUUUUGUCCCCCCCCCCCCCCCCCGAAAAGAGAGGGUGGAGGGAGGAGGGGGAGAAAAAAACUAAAGGAGUCUCCCGGCAGGCAGAGCAAUGUGGAGCUGGUGAGGACCGCGACCGGCCCGCCAGCAUCCCGCCGGCAGCGCGGCCGCAGCCGGGAGGACGAGCGCACCCUCCCCAGCGCGGAAGAGGCCCGGGAGAAGGAGGCUGUGAGGGCUGCUGAAGAUGUCCGAUAGUCUGGAUAUUGAAGAGAAACCUCCAGCCCCACCGUUGAGGAUGAACAGCAACAACCGCGAUUCUUCAGCACUAAACCACAGCUCAAAACCGCUCCCCAUGGCCCCUGAGGAGAAGAACAAGAAAGCCAGGCUUCGCUCCAUCUUCCCAGGAGGAGGGGAUAAAACCAACAAGAAGAAAGAGAAAGAACGUCCUGAGAUCUCUCUUCCUUCAGACUUUGAACAUACCAUUCAUGUGGGAUUUGAUGCCGUCACUGGAGAAUUCACAGGCAUUCCAGAGCAAUGGGCAAGGCUACUACAGACCUCCAACAUAACAAAACUGGAGCAGAAGAAGAACCCACAAGCUGUUCUAGAUGUUCUCAAAUUCUAUGAUUCCAAAGAAACAGUUAACAACCAGAAAUACAUGAGCUUUACGUCAGGAGAUAAAAGCGCCCAUGGAUACAUAGAAGCCCAUCCUUCGAGCACAAAAACAGCAUCAGAACCCCCACUAGCUCCCUCUGUUUCUGAAGAAGAGGAUGAAGAUGAUGAUGAAGAAGAAGAUGACAAUGAACCUCCACCAGUUAUCGCACCACGGCCUGAACAUACAAAAUCAAUCUACACGCGCUCUGUAUUUGAACCUGCCGCUGCACCAGCACCAGCUAAAGAAGCCACCACUCCCCAACCUGAAAACUCAAACACAAGCACUUUGUACAGAAACACAGACCGGCAGCGAAAAAAGUCCAAGAUGACAGAUGAGGAGAUCCUAGAGAAACUGAGGAGCAUUGUGAGUGUGGGAGAUCCUAAGAAGAAAUACACUCGAUUUGAGAAAAUUGGCCAAGGGGCAUCAGGAACUGUUUAUACAGCAAUCGACAUCGCCACAGGACAAGAGGUGGCCAUAAAGCAAAUGAAUCUCCAACAGCAGCCCAAAAAGGAACUAAUUAUUAAUGAAAUCCUGGUCAUGAGGGAAAAUAAGAACCCCAAUAUUGUUAACUAUUUAGACAGCUACCUGGUGGGUGAUGAGCUCUGGGUGGUUAUGGAGUACUUGGCUGGCGGCUCUUUAACCGAUGUGGUUACAGAGACCUGCAUGGAUGAAGGACAGAUAGCAGCUGUCUGUAGGGAGUGCCUGCAAGCACUGGACUUCCUUCAUUCAAACCAAGUGAUUCACAGAGACAUCAAAAGUGACAAUAUUCUGCUCGGAAUGGACGGCUCUGUCAAAUUGACUGAUUUUGGCUUCUGCGCUCAGAUCACCCCUGAGCAGAGUAAACGGAGCACAAUGGUCGGGACUCCUUACUGGAUGGCACCAGAAGUGGUGACAAGAAAAGCAUACGGCCCCAAAGUGGACAUCUGGUCACUUGGGAUCAUGGCAAUAGAAAUGGUGGAAGGAGAACCUCCGUACCUUAAUGAAAAUCCUCUCAGGGCGCUGUAUCUGAUAGCUACCAACGGGACACCGGAGCUGCAGAACCCCGAGCGACUCUCCGCUGUGUUCCGAGACUUUCUGAACUGCUGCCUGGAGAUGGACGUGGACAGGAGAGGGUCUGCCAAGGAGCUGCUGCAGCAUCCGUUUUUAAAGUUAGCCAAGCCUCUCUCCAGCCUGACUCCUCUGAUCAUUGCAGCAAAGGAAGCGAUUAAGAACAGCAGCCGCUAGCGCUCCAGGCCGGUCUCCCAUGCCAGCUCAGAGCAGGACUGAGAACAGAGACUCUGUGAAACCUCAACUCUUGUGCUGCGGGACAGGAUGGAUGAACACACCAACGGUCACAGUCAUGGAGGUAGGAGGGAGAACAACCCAGUCCCUCGAGGAGUAAAACUUAUCAUUUGUCUUC
Molecule: messenger RNA, 2477 nt
Organism: Strigops habroptila (Kakapo)
Lineage: Eukaryota; Metazoa; Chordata; Aves; Psittaciformes; Psittacidae
Gene: PAK3
Product: p21 (RAC1) activated kinase 3
Exons: 15
Coding region: 671-2302 (543 amino acids)
Biological process (GO): regulation of axonogenesis; intracellular signal transduction; regulation of MAPK cascade
Cellular component (GO): cytoplasm
Molecular function (GO): ATP binding; protein serine/threonine kinase activity
Source: RefSeq, a predicted model, not a curated record